Molecule: messenger RNA, 3786 nt
Organism: Morus notabilis
Lineage: Eukaryota; Viridiplantae; Streptophyta; Magnoliopsida; Rosales; Moraceae
Product: protein QUIRKY
Exons: 1
Coding region: 208-3363 (1051 amino acids)
Source: RefSeq, a predicted model, not a curated record
CAAAGCUCAUUCCCCCAAGCAGUCCUUCCUUUCCUUCCACUUCUCUCCGCCAUCAACGCGAAACGUGUACUCUCUACUCUCUACUCCACAAAUUUUUGCUCUUCUUUUCAACGCCUCACCUGCACUAAUUAAAAGACAAAAAAAAAAAAAAAAAAAAAAAAAAAACAGAAAAAAAAAAAAAAAAAAAAAAAAAACGACGAUGAGAGGAUGAAUACGACGCCGUCUCAGCAAAAUCCUCUGCCGCAGCAGCAACCGCCGACGAUCAGAAAGCUAAUCGUCGAAGUCAUCGAAGCCAAAGACCUUCUCCCCAAGGAUGGCCAGGGCAGCGCCAGCGCCUACGUCGUUGCCGACUUCGACGGCCAGCGCCGCCGCACCUGCACCAAGUUCCGCGACCUCAACCCCGUCUGGAACGAGGCCCUCGACUUCCUCGUCUCCGAUCCCGACAACAUGGACUUUGAGGAGCUCGAGAUCGAGGUUUAUAAUGACAAGAGAUACUGCAACGCCACCGGGACGGCGAAGAAGAACCAUUUCCUCGGGAGAGUCAAGCUCUACGGUACGCAGUUCGCGAGGCGUGGGAAUGAGGGUUUGGUCUACUUCCCCUUGGAGAAGAAGAGCGUUUUCAGCUGGAUUAGAGGUGAGAUUGGGCUGAGGAUUUAUUACUUUGAUGAGAUUGUUGAGGAGGCUCCGCCGCAACAGCAGCAGCAGCCUCCGCCGGAGGAUGUUCCGCCGGAGAAGCCAAAGUCGCCGCCGCGGGUUAUGAUUGUUGAGGAAGGUGGUAGAAUUUUCGAGGUUCCUGCGCCGAUUGAAGGUCACCCUCAUCCGAUACCGGAGGUUGUUCACUCGGUUCCGCCUGUUGUGGUGAUCGAGGAGUCGCCGCCGAAUGUGGUGCAUUAUCAUGCGGAGCCGACACCGGUGCCGGAGAUGGCCGGUCCGCCGACGGAGGCUGUGCAUAAUUUUCCGGUUCCGGAGGUGAGGAAGAUGGAGACUCGGAGGGCUGUGGGAGGCGAGAGAGUGAGGAUAUUGAGAAAACCUAACGGUGAGUACUCUCCGAAGGUGAUUUCUGGAAAGUUCGCAGGCGAAACGACGACGGAGAGGAUUCAUCCGUAUGAUCUUGUCGAGCCGAUGCAGUACUUGUUUAUCAGGAUCGUAAAGGCUCGCAGCCUCGCGCCCAGCGAGAGCCCGUACGUGAAGUUACGAACGUCGAACCACUUUGUGAAAUCAAAGCCGGCGAUUCACCGUCCUGGAGAACCGCCGGACUCGCUGGAAUGGUACCAGGUCUUCGCGUUGGGCCACAACAGGCCUGAAUCCAAUAGCGCGACGUUAGAGAUCUCCGUUUGGGACUUACCUACCGAGCAGUUCCUCGGCGGCGUUUGCUUCGAUCUCUCCGAUGUUCCGGUUCGCGAUCCACCGGACAGUCCUUUGGCUCCUCAGUGGUACAGACUCGAAGGAGGUGAGGGAGGUCAAAAUUCCGGUAGAAUCUCCGGCGAAAUUCAGCUCUCUAUUUGGAUCGGAACUCAAGCAGACGAUGCUUUCCCCGAGGCGUGGAGCUCCGACGCGCCAUUCGUGUCGCACACGCGCUCAAAGGUUUACCAAUCUCCGAAGCUCUGGUAUCUCAGAGUUACAGUCAUGGAAGCUCAAGACCUCCACAUCGCUCCCAAUCUGCCGCCGCUAACGGCGCCAGAGAUUCGAGUCAAGGCGCAGCUUGGAUUCCAGUCGUUGAGGACGAGACGAGGAUCGAUGAAAAACCACAGCGCGUCGUUCCAUUGGAACGAGGACAUCAUCUUCGUCGCCGGUGAGCCAUUGGAGGACUCGCUCAUCAUCCUCGUUGAGGACCGCACGACCAAGGACGCAAUGCUGCUCGGCCACAUCCUAGUUCCGGUGAGCUCGAUCGAGCAGCGGUUCGAUGAGCGCUACGUGGCGUCGAAGUGGUUCGCAUUGGAGGGCGGAGGUGGCGGAGGAGAAGGAGGUUGUGGGGGUCCACCAUGCAGCGGUGGGGCCUACUGUGGGAGAAUCCAUCUGCGGCUGUGCUUGGAGGGCGGGUAUCACGUGCUAGACGAGGCGGCGCACGUGUGCAGCGAUUUUCGGCCGACGGCGAAGCAGCUGUGGAAGCCGGCUAUUGGGAUUUUGGAGCUUGGGAUUCUCGGCGCUCGCGGGCUUCUCCCGAUGAAGACCAAGAGUGGAGGUAAGGGGUCCACCGAUGCUUACUGUGUUGCCAAGUAUGGGAAAAAGUGGGUCCGGACAAGGACAAUCACUGACAGCUUUGAUCCACGCUGGAACGAGCAGUACACGUGGCAGGUCUACGACCCGUGUACAGUGCUGACCGUCGGAGUUUUUGAUAAUUGGCGGAUGUUUGCUGACGCAUCAGACGGGGAGAAGCCCGACUACCGUAUAGGGAAGAUGCGCAUACGCGUAUCUACGCUGGAGAGCAACAAGGUGUAUACGAAUUCGUAUCCGUUGUUGGUUUUGCAUCGGACAGGGUUGAAGAAAAUGGGGGAAAUCGAGGUGGCGGUUCGAUUCGCCUGCCCGUCGUUGUUGCCCGAGACGUGCGCGGCUUACGGGCAGCCAUUACUCCCUAAAAUGCACUAUCUCCGCCCUCUCGGGGUGGCUCAGCAGGAGGCUUUGCGUGGGGCAGCGACGAGAAUGGUUGCCGCGUGGUUGGGUCGGUCCGAGCCACCACUAGGGCCCGAGGUGGUUCGGUACAUGUUGGAUGCUGACUCGCACACGUGGAGCAUGCGGAAGAGCAAGGCUAAUUGGUUCCGGAUCGUGGCCGUGCUCGCGUGGCUAGUCGGGUUGGCGAAAUGGUUGGAUGGUAUCCGGAGGUGGAGGAACCCCAUUACCACGGUAUUGGUCCACAUCUUAUAUUUAGUGCUUGUUUGGUACCCGGAUUUGAUUGUCCCAACCGGGUUUUUAUAUGUGUUCCUAAUCGGUGUAUGGUACUAUCGGUUUCGGCCCAAGAUACCAGCCGGUAUGGAUACCCGACUCUCACAAGCUGAAGCGGUUGACCCGGAUGAGCUUGAUGAGGAAUUCGACACCAUACCGAGCUCAAAACCGCCCGACAUAAUCAGGGUCCGGUAUGACCGGUUGCGGAUAUUGGCAGCCCGGGUUCAAACGGUAUUGGGUGAUUUUGCAACACAGGGGGAGCGGGUUCAGGCCUUGGUUAGCUGGAGGGACCCAAGGGCCACAAAAUUGUUCAUAGGCGUGUGCUUGGCCAUAACAAUAAUUCUCUAUGUGGUGCCACCCAAAAUGGUUGCCGUGGCACUUGGAUUCUACUAUUUACGACACCCCAUGUUCCGAGACCCCAUGCCUCCUGCAAGCUUGAAUUUCUUCAGAAGGCUUCCAAGCCUUUCAGACCGCUUAAUGUAGAUUAGAAUAGUAUAUGAUCAUUAGUAGCCCAAAAAAAAAAAAUUAAAAAAACAGAUUUUUUGUUUAGAUGCAAAAUUUGUGGAGAUCAAGAGGGGAAAAAAGUGGUAAAGAGUUGAAAAAAUGUGGGUCCUUAAAUAAGGUUUUGCUGUGGAGUGAAAAGGGGGAGAAAGUGGCAAGUUGUCAUCAUGUUCUUUAUUCAUCUUUUUUGCGUUUGAAAUAUUGAUUGACUAACUAUUGAGAACUUGAAAUAAGAAAAAGAGAGAGGAGGCAGAAAACAGUUUAGGUGGGGAGAGCAGAUUGGAAUGCUCUUCAAAAGGAGAUCUGAAAAUGGCAGUGAGAGUUUUGCUGUAAUCAUGUCCCGGAAAGUAUCAACACUUGGUUUCUUGUCAUGAUAUAUAAUAAUCCAUAUGACAUAUUUAUCUU